Messenger RNA from Elaeis guineensis (African oil palm), 1291 nucleotides. Its product is annotated as Holliday junction resolvase MOC1, chloroplastic. The record is from RefSeq and is a predicted model, not a curated record. Lineage: Eukaryota; Viridiplantae; Streptophyta; Magnoliopsida; Arecales; Arecaceae. Gene Ontology annotation, molecular function: crossover junction DNA endonuclease activity.
AGCGUGUUAGAUGGGCUCUUGGAGUGCCGCCCAGAUCCUUAUGAGUCCUCAUUUACAUCUCCCCCCCGGGAAAUCAAAUUUAUGGCAUCCCUCCAAACCCAACCACGAAGCCUCUCCCGCCCAGCCCUAUCCAUGCACGCAAUCUCUUCCAAUUUCCGAUCCAAACUCCACUUCUCUCCCGCCAUUUUCACCAGUCGCUUCUCCCCUUCUCUCGAUUCCAAAGAUAUCCAUCGUUUGGCUCCCACCGCAAAUAGGUCUACUUGUGAUGGCUCUUCUAGGGUUAGGCCUAGAGUUGCCGCCGCCGAUUCCCAGCUUAAGGAGGACUGGCUGAGCUCUCUCUCUUUCCCUUUCCCCGAAGAGGAGUCGAGGAGAGAUUCGGGUUCGGAAUGGGUUGUUGGGAUCGAUCCUGAUGUUCAUGGAGCUCUGGCUCUUUUAAAACCCGACGGCGCCGCUCAGGUGUUUGAUACCCCCUGCUUGAAAGUUUUGGUUGGUAAAAGAGUUAGAAAACGUUUAGAUGCAAGAUCUAUCAUUCAGUUGCUUCGCAGUUUUGAUGCACCACCUGGGACUAUUGCAUUUAUAGAACGGUCAAAUCCUUUCCCGCAGGAUGGAAAACAGGGCUGGUGGAGUGGAGGAUUUACAUAUGGCUUGUGGAUUGGGGUCUUAGUGGCAUCAGGAUUUUCUGUUGUGCCUGUGUCAUCUCGUCUCUGGAAGGAUCAGUUUAACCUCUCUGGGUCUACCUCUAAUAAGGAUGAUAGCAGAGAAGCUGCAUCCACCUUAUUUCCGUCUUUGAGUUCUCUUCUAAAGAGGAAGAAGGAUCAUGGCCGAGCUGAGGCCCUUCUAAUUGCUGCAUAUGGUAAGGGCCUUGGAAAUCAGCCUGAAAAAAGAACAUAAAGCAUUCUCAGAAGUGCCCCAUUUUCCAAAGCAGCUUCUAUGACCAAGAGGCUAACAACUUGGUUUUGGACAGUGGUUUAAAAGAAGUUUGACAUGCUCUCAGGUUUAUUUGAGAUCUUUAACUCUUAUCCAUUUGUAAUACUGGAGCUUAACAUGUGCAAUGCACGCUGGGUGGAGGUGGAAGACCCCUGAGUGGAGCUUCACACAUUGCUUGGAAAUUUGAUUCUAAUAGUAGAAUAUACGUGGCUUCUUCAUGUCGUUCCGGUUUGGAGCCUCGUUGCAUUUAUGUGCAUUGAUUUCAUUUUUAUUAAGAAAACAUUACAUUCUUCAUUGUCAUAUCUACCCAUGUAUUCUUGAAUAUUUAUUUUGGCAAAUUAAUGUCAUAUUUAUUCAAAUUUCC